AUGUGGCUGAAAGAGUAUCUAAAAUAUGGUGAGGAUCGGCCGGACUGGGCGAGAGUGGUGGAUGACCUACUUGCCAUAAACGUCCCAAAGGAUGUGCACCUAAAAGAGAAGGAGCUAAGGAUCAGUACGUUCCUACAGCACUGGAAGCCUGCAGCAAGAAAACUCGCACCUGACUUGAAAGCCAUGAUCGACGCGGGUAAGAAGUAUGGCGUCCGGCAAGAAGCGAUCGCCUUCAGCAGGUCUGCGCUUCGAGCGAUGCCCAUGUGGGACCACAACCAAACAGAGCGGAAGAGAAUGGGGAGGCUCUCGGCGAAGUCAGUAACAACAAUAUGCAUGAAAAGAAAUCAUGGACUACGCACGGUGGGCGACUUCGAGGGGCUGGCAAAGGCGCUUGAGAACCCGGCCCACAAACCGACAAUGCGAUGUGUAUGCACAGAUUGUGAAGCUCAGGUAACCCAGAGUAGAUGCGCCAACCCGCACCGCUGCUACAUCAGAGCGAAGCAAAUCCUUGACCUCCUCCCUCCAAAAUGGGACCCGAGGAAAGAACAACCGGAAGACUACGAAGACGAGGAUGACGCCUGGGCAAAAGAGCUGGGUAUAGAGGCUGAAGUAGUGGACAGAAGAGUGACAACGAAGGGCCAGCUGAGCGAGACGUUCAGAGUAUUCACGGAUGGCAGACCGUUAUCCAGGACGCCGCCGAGCCUGAUUCUGCAGAGAACUAGUGAGUUCAAGACAAUCGGAACAGACGGAUCGUGCUCACAGAACGGCGACGCGAACGCCAGAGCGGGGGCGGGAGUGUACGUUGCGGCAGAGAGCACGGAGAACAUUGCUAUGAGGCUACCACGGACAAUGCUGCAAACAAACCAGACGGCGGAGAUGACUGCAACGCUGCUGGCGACGACAAAGCUUGAU
Messenger RNA from Trametes versicolor FP-101664 SS1, 912 nucleotides. RefSeq lists its product as uncharacterized. Gene Ontology annotation, molecular function: RNA-DNA hybrid ribonuclease activity; nucleic acid binding. The transcript has a single exon. The record is from RefSeq and is a predicted model, not a curated record. The annotation marks the transcript as partial. NCBI's taxonomy places the organism in Eukaryota, Fungi, Basidiomycota, Agaricomycetes, Polyporales, Polyporaceae.